Aphanomyces invadans is the source of this 957-nucleotide messenger RNA. RefSeq lists its product as hypothetical. Gene Ontology annotation, molecular function: glutathione gamma-glutamylcysteinyltransferase activity; metal ion binding. The record is from RefSeq and is a predicted model, not a curated record. NCBI's taxonomy places the organism in Eukaryota, Oomycota, Saprolegniomycetes, Saprolegniales, Verrucalvaceae. Bases 24 to 851 code for a protein of 275 amino acids. The transcript has a single exon. Gene Ontology annotation, biological process: response to metal ion; phytochelatin biosynthetic process.
UUGACUGAAGCGACACAACCAAUAUGGCCUUGAAGUACGCCGACCCUGCACACCCUGCCACCGCUCCUGGCAAGGGAUCAUUGAUUGUGUCUGUGUUGCUCUUCCCGGUGCAUAUCGUUGGUGCAGUUACCGUCUUCGUCCUGUCCGUGGUCGUUGGGAUCCCUUGCCUCCUGUACUUGUACUUGUUCCAUCGCGACAUGCUCACCACAGCACUCACACCCGCGUCGAAACCUUCCAUCGAGAAACGCAGCACAAAUGGACGUCACUACAAAGACCCUGCUUUGCUGCAGCGUGCAUGGGAGCGUCCCGUUGGACAGCUGUACCUCGACAGGCAGCUCGAAUUUCAGCGACGUGAAGGCUACUGCGCGCCGACCACUCUCCGCAACGUCCUCAAAUCGAUUCCAUCGGUACCUCUGGAGCACAUUCCAGAGGCCCAACCUGGACCUUGGACAGCUCAACAGUUCCAAACAAAACUCGACAGCGUUGGGUUCACUUCGUCGACGAUUGUGUACGGCAACGCCUCCUACGACGUUUUUCUUGACGCGAUCAAGCGAUCGAACGACACGAACGUCCGCGUCGCGAUGAACUUCUUGCAUCCUGCGUUAUUUGGCAUGGAUGGUCCUUCGUUUCUGCCGCACGUCAUGCUCAUGGCGAUCCUUGGCGGUCAUUUCGCCAACAUCGUGGGAUACUUGGAGGAUGUAGACCUCGUUGUGGUGUUCGAUGUGAACCACGACUAUGGGCCAUACCUCGUCCCUUCCACUCGCCUCUACGAAGCUGUUCGAGCAGUCGACGUACAAUCAGGCAUGCCCCGUGCUCUAAUCGUAUCAGACCUCGUACACCCGACAAGAUGACAGUGGCCUGGCCAACGCGAAUCCUUCGACGCAUCACUUUGCAUUAUCUUGGCAUCCGUCCCUCGCGCACUCGAGGCCGUUGAGCCUCGCCUGUAAACUUGCUGCG